AAGUGGUGUUGUUGUGUCAGCUGCUCGACGUCGGGCUGGAAACUUCUCCCUGUCGCCUUAUUUAUCCAAUUUUCACCUUAUUCACGCCUCCCGCGACUAAAACAUGGAUGAUAACACACAGAACGAAGAGCACCAGUUUGUUGUGGAUGAGGUGAGCACAAUCAUCAAAGAAAGCAUAGAAACCGUAAUAGGUGGAAAUGCAUACACAAGCGCCAAAGUAAACAACUGGACGUCGCAGGUGGUGGAGAACGUCCUCGGAAACCUUUCGAAACUCAACAAGGCCUUCAAAUAUAUCGUGACGUGUGUCAUCAUGCAGAAGAACGGUGCAGGGCUACAUACGGCCAGCUCGUGCUACUGGGACAACACCACCGACGGCUCGUGCACUGUCCGCUGGGAAAACAAAACGAUGUAUUGCAUUGUCUCGGUAUUUGGGUUAGCCCUCUGAAGAUUCUCAGGGACACAAGACUCCAGAAUAUUUAUAAUGUGAACUAAAAACUGGAUGCUGGUUUAUAGUGGUACUGGCCAGUGGCCGGUAUAGUGAUGUUUUAUCACACCAUUGAGAUGCCUCUUUAUAAAUUUGAGAAGGAAAGAAAAAAUGGCCAAUGAAGGACAAAACAAAUGUUUAUAUUAUUGAUAAUGCUUAUGCUAUCCAUAUGUAGAUAUUAAGUUAGUGCAGCUUAUAUUUUAUUCCAGAUGACCAAUGAUCACAAUCAAGAAAGCUGCUGCUUUCCUUUUUUUUCUUUUUUUUUUCGUCCUUUUUUUUUGGGCUGUAUGUGAUAAAGACAUCAUUUACCCUGAUAUAACUGCUGCGUUCUUCAUUUCACUCAUGCAUAACGUGACCAUGUUGACCGCUCCACGGAUUGGAGAUGCUUGGUUUUACCCCUCCUUACUCAGUGUCAUACUAGUGCCUGCUGCCUUACAUACAUGGUGUUUCCUGAGAUGUCAUGCUAAUGUAUAGGUAUAUGAUGUGAAUAUUGUGCUAACCCCUUAAGUGCAUUUUUCUUGGUUAUGAGGAUAUAUAUUCAGAUGGGAAUUUUUCUGGGGUUUGAGAUGCAAUGACUCUUGGAUUGUAUGACUGUUUUGCAGAAAGCUCUGGCAAGAGAUUGAUGGAGGCAAAAUAAAAGAAUAAAACCUAUUUCUUUGAUGAUGAAAUGUUUCCUCAGUCUUGACAUGACGUAGCUGGAAAGGAGGUCCGUUGAGAGGGAUAAGUAAACCUGUCUUUCAUUACAGUGUUGUUUUACCGAGAAAGUCUCACCUGUUGGAAAUUCGUGGCUGGUUUCUUGUAUACAGAAAGUGCAUCAACAGUGAUGAAUAUUUUGCAGAAAACAAUGUGAUGUACAUUUUUAAAAUUUUCUUAAUCCUUGAUAUUAAAUGUUUGUAUAAUCCCGUUGCAGUAUCUGUUAUCUAUUCAGUUUGGAUAUAUAAUACUAUAUAAUAAUAUAUAUACAUGACAUGUACUUUAGCUGAACACCUUUGGUUUAUUUUUUUGUUAUUACUAUUAUUUAAUUUUUGUCUGGUGUCACAUUAGAGGUAAUGUCUCAGCAAAGUUUUAAGUGUUAUUGCAGAUGAGUUUAUAAAUUAUUUUUAAGUUUAUGGAAGUCUGCUUCAGUUGUAUUAGUUGUCUGAUGAUAGGGAAUGUUGCAAAUGUUCUGUCCAAAUCGAAAUAGCUCAAAGGUUCCUCACAUGCAUAAAAUAAAUGUGGAAAGGGUGGAAGCUAUGUUAAUAUGAUAAAGAAAUGAAGCCAUUCUUAAUUUCUCUGUGAAGCGGAGAAUUAAGCCUUUUUUCUCUCUUGUUUUAAAUCAGGGGGAAACAUUAGCAAAUAAGUAAGAUUUGUUUGCUCAUUAAGAAAAUACAAUGUAAUAAAUAACAAUGAAAAGAUACUGAUAAUUAAUGUUAGUAAAAUAUUUUUGCUCUGUAGCACACCUUCUGUCCUCUUUUGUAAAAGGAAUCUGAAACACCGUGUUUUUUUCCCUUAUUUUUUCUUCUCAAAUAGGAAUUUGCCUUCACUGUAAAUCAGAGAUAUUCUGUUUUAAAGCUUUAAGAUGUGUAUUCAGAUAUUACUUUGUUUCUGAAUUUCAUAAGAAAAUAAGAAAGGCACACAUUCAUUCCAUUUAUUUCAGAUUCAUGCUUUCUCUUCAGAUGAAUAUUUUAAAAGACGUUCUCCGGCUAAGUCAUUCUUGUGAUUCGGCAAACAGGGACUAACCUUGAAUUGCUGUUAUGUAAGUGAUCAAACAGUGACUAUUUGUUAGACUAUUUCCUAUGUAUAUCACCUGUUAUUUGAGUUUUUCUCUCGCCAUAUUUUUAUCCGGAGAAAUGGAUUCCUCCUCAGUAGCUGUUUAUGCAAUGUUUUGAAUAAAAUGUACUUCACCUGAUAUACAAUUUAUAUGUCCAAGAGAUUGUUGCUAAGAGAAUAAAAAGGUAACAAGUAA
This is a messenger RNA of Penaeus indicus, 2429 nucleotides long. RefSeq names its product dynein light chain Tctex-type 1-like (gene Dlc90F). Lineage: Eukaryota; Metazoa; Arthropoda; Malacostraca; Decapoda; Penaeidae. The coding region runs from base 104 to 445 and encodes 113 amino acids. Gene Ontology annotation, molecular function: dynein intermediate chain binding. Gene Ontology annotation, biological process: microtubule-based movement. Gene Ontology annotation, cellular component: cytoplasmic dynein complex; cytoplasm. The record is from RefSeq and is a predicted model, not a curated record. The transcript has 3 exons.